GUUCCACUCAAAAUAUUAAAAAAAAAAUAUUUCCCUUUCCUCAGACCUCUCUCCUCUCUCUUUUUUUCUUAUCUUCUCUUUCUUAAAAUAUUUCCUUCUCUUUCCUUCUCUUUCCUCAAUCUCUCUCAGAAUUCUCUCUCCUCUCUCUUCAGCAAGGCAAAAAAAUUCCCUUAAAGAGCCCCCGUUCGUUUAACCCAAUCCUCAUAUCUUUGAAAUGGAUGACGAUGGGUUCCGUAACUGGGGUUACUACGAACCAGCGGCUGCUACGUUCAAAGGUAAUCUCGGUUUGCAGCUAAUGCCAAGCAUUGAUCGGAACACUAAACCGUUUUUACCCGGUCGAGACCCGAAUCUAAUGAUCGGGCAGCAAAACGGGCCGUACCACCACCCUGAGCCUCCUCCUAUCAACAACAUGAGCUACAAUUGGAUUAACCAACAGCACAAGGACAAGUUCUUCAACAUGCUGCCUGUAACAACCGCUCCUCAUUACGGAAACAUCCUCCCCGAAACUUCAUCGGCUCCGUCGAUGCGUCACCAUCAUCAAACCACCGAGGAAUACCCGGUUAAAUCCGAACAAGAAGAGAUUGUUCAGACCAACAAGAAGAGAAAGCCUAAUGCAAAACCCGGCGCGGCGACAAAGGCUAAGAAGCCUAGGAAACCAAAAGAGGGGGAGAAGGACAAGAGCACUAAUAACGGUAACGUUUCGCGAGUGAAACCGGCUAAGAAAAGCGUAGACUUCGUUAUCAACGGAGUGAGCAUGGACAUCUCGGGUCUACCUGUACCGGUCUGCACUUGCACUGGAGCUCCUCAGCAGUGUUACCGUUGGGGCUGUGGAGGCUGGCAGUCUGCGUGUUGCACCACGAACAUAUCGAUGUAUCCGUUACCGAUGAGUACUAAACGUCGUGGAGCGAGGAUCUCGGGUAGGAAGAUGAGUCAAGGAGCGUUCAAGAAGGUGCUUGAGAAACUUGCUUCUGAUGGGUUUAACUUUGGGAAUUCGAUUGAUCUUAAGACCCAUUGGGCUAGACAUGGGACUAACAAGUUCGUCACGAUCAGAUGAUUUAGUUUCUUCUUCUUAAUUAGUAAAAAGAAGGAAGAAAAAGAGACAUCUCUUCCGGGAAUGGGGUCUCUCGGUGAUCGUGUGUAUACUAUAACGAAUCUGAUGUCUGUGACCUUUUGAGUUCUGUCUACAAUCUGAGUUUGCAGGUGACCACCAUUUGCUAGAGUCUGUAUGUUUGUCUAAGGGAAGAAGGUGACUGAGAAAUGAAGUUUGUUUUUUUCCCUCCUUUUGUUAUCCUUAUAAAACAUUUUACUGACUUGUAAGUUGUAACAGAUAUUCUUUUAAUUAAAAUGUUUUUAUUUCUCAAAUUCAAAAGGUUCGAAUUAUAUUUUCCUUGACUGA
Molecule: messenger RNA, 1396 nt
Organism: Raphanus sativus (radish)
Lineage: Eukaryota; Viridiplantae; Streptophyta; Magnoliopsida; Brassicales; Brassicaceae
Product: protein BASIC PENTACYSTEINE2
Exons: 2
Coding region: 215-1054 (279 amino acids)
Biological process (GO): response to ethylene
Cellular component (GO): nucleus
Molecular function (GO): DNA-binding transcription factor activity; sequence-specific DNA binding
Source: RefSeq, a predicted model, not a curated record